GAGCUCUAUUUCAAAAGCCGUCAGCGAUGCAGAAGCGUCUUAUACUGCGACAAGACGUUUUAUCAUAGCGGCAGGACUCAGAAAGGCUUGUUGACUUACACCUUUUCAAGAUUUGUUUCCUUCUGCAAGUGCAAUGUUAAGUCAUUGCUUACAACAGUAAAUCGUCUCCCGUUUUUGCACGUGCAGGAUUCAAAAGAAGGCCAAUUGGCAACUUAAUUAACGAAGGCCGUUUUACUUUUCACUGGUGUGUGCGCAUUUGUGUUGAAAGGGACCGAAACCUAUUUUGUUAUUGCUAACUGCCUCAAUCAACGAAUUGUUUACAAUUUACACGUAUUGCAUGAAACCUCACAACGAGUCACGAAAGCCUACGUAGCUGCGUUUUAAUUAACUUUGUCUUCAUCACAACCUGACGUUGUUAAAACUCACAUUCUGAAAGCAUACGGUCGAAAGCGACAGUUUUGUUUGUUUACAUUCUGGAUCGGAGUGUUCGUUUGAAACUUGAUUUUCGUUUGCUGAAGGACGACGGUAUAUGAAGUGAUUUAUUUUAUAGGCCGCCGAUGUUCAGUUUUGAACCAUCUUGCACUUCCGUCAUAUAAGGCACUUAUCUAAUAUUCGUCACCAGCGCUGCAUGAAGUGCCAGGGAAAACUCUAAUAAUCCUGCGAUCAUCGCGUGUGUUGGGGAAAUAACUUGAUAUCGCGUGUGUUUGGAAGUUCGCUCAAAUGCUCCUUAUGAAGACUCUGUCCGUCGGCGUUUAGCAGUCGAAUUUACGAUCAGUUUGCAGUUACAACAUUCACUUCACAAGAGAACCGUUCUGUAUGUUUAAACGUCAAACCGAGGACCUCUGAUUCUAUGUGUUUUGGUUCGAUGGUUAUUCAUCGAUAUUGAAUUUUAGUGGACUUAUCUCACAGUAUGGUCACAAGGAUAAGGGCUUCCACAUUCACCUUCAGUGCUCCUUCUCCUGAUAUUGGUCGACGAUCUGGCUUGAGUCGAAAACACUAUUAUGGCUCCCUGGAAGCUCUGAACAGUCUGCAUCAAAGUGGAAGUGACUUGAGUGACAAUGCAGGGCGGUUCAGAAUGGAAAGUGGUGAAAUUGGAAUGCAGCCAUCAGUUCCACAGAAUGGAUUAGUCCCAAGGCAAGGAAGUGGGGUACACCUUGAGAAUCCUGAGUUCCAAACAAGAUGGUAUUUCAAGUAUUUUCUUGGAAAAGUUCAUCAGAAUUUUGUUGGCAUCGAUGGAAGGAAGAGUCCUUUUGUUCUGUCUGUUUGCCUGACAGAUUCAGAUAACUAUGGUGUUCCGCAAUACAGAGCCAUUCUUUGGAGAAAAACAGGUGGUCAGAAACUGUGCAUUCCAUACCAGCCAAAUAAACCUAUUUCUCCCAAGACUGUACUGCAAGCUUAUGGUGUUGACAAGUUUGAUAAAGGUCCUAGAGAGGUCCUAAACCCGGAACUGCAAAAGGAAUUGCUAGUUUUGGAAGAACAGGAGGGAUCUGUAAACUUCAAGUUCGGAGUUCUGUAUGCAAAAGAGGGACAAACAACUGAUGAUGAAAUGUUUAGUAAUGUUAAAGUUAGCGAAGAUUUCGAGCGUUUCUUAGAACUGCUGGGUGACAAGAUAGAACUUAAGGGCUGGCAAAAGUAUCGUGGGGGACUCGACGUCAAAAACAAUAUGACUGGCUUUCAGUCUCUUUACACAAUGUACGAAGGACAUGAAAUUAUGUUCCAUGUGUCCACUUUGCUGCCUUUCACACCAGACAAUCCACAACAGGUGGAGCGAAAACGCCACAUAGGAAAUGACAUCGUCAUUAUUGUCUUCCAAGACUGGGAUGGGAAGUCUUCGUUUAGUCCUCCAGCCAUUAAAUCCAAGUUUGUUCACAUUUACGCCCUUGUAUCUUACAACAAAUUGGACAACAGUUAUCGGUUGACGGUGUUCUCUGAAAAGAAUGUGCCAAUCUUUGGUCCACCAUUACCAUGCCCGCCGGUUUUCAGUAAUCAUCAGGAAUUCAGAGACUUUCUUCUGGUCAAAUUAAUGAAUGGGGAGAAGGCCGCCUACGGAUCUCCUACGUUCAGUAACAGACGUCAGCGAACGCUGGACAGCCUUAUAACCAGGCUCCUUCAGGACCACAUCCACGAGAAACUUGGCGCCCGUAAAUCAUGGAAUGACGUCAUCACGGAUCAAUCUCGCGGCAAUCGACGGAAAGAAAUGGAAAGAGAACAAGCUUUUCUUCAGUUCGGCCAGUCGUUAAAACUAACUAAAAUAGUGAAAGGUAAUGCACCAACAAGUCUAGCGAGUACCUCAGGGAACUUGAAAGUUGAGCCGUGGAAGCCUCAGUGUAUUUUGGAGGACUUUUCAACAAAGAUAUUUUGUGGGGAUUCCUGGGGCGAUAGUUUAGUUCUGGGAACAGAAGAUGGCAUUCAAAUGCUUCAAGGAGCAAAAAGUCGCUAUAUAUUUGACAAAUCAGUGGUUGCGAAACAGAUCAGUAUUGUGGAAGCUUUUGGGCUUCUUCUUUUUCGAGUGGACAAAGGUAAAGAGUUCCACUCCUCCAAGGUGUACGUUUUCAAACUGACAGACUUCGAAAACGAGGACGAAGAACCAAAGAACAGGCAGUUUUGCAAAAAUCACAGAGUCGAGAAAAGCAAAGGAUGCCAUUUGUUCGCCGUGAGUCAGUCGGGUGAUGGUGAGCUGAAGCUGGCAGUGGCUGUUGGAAGGAAAGUAGCACUGUUACGUUGGAAGCAUCCAGUGGUAUGGAGCACUUGGACCGUCGGAAACAUCAGAGAUGUGGCGGAUGGAUUUGAGAUCAUCAAGGAAGUGACAGUUGGUGAAGCGCCGAUUUUAAUGACGUUGGUUUACGCAAGUGCUCAAGAAAGUCUUCUUUGUGUUGGUUACAAGAAUCAGUUUGAUCUUAUCAGCGAAGCAGGAGACUUAUCCAAAAUACAUAGUAUUGACAAACAAAAGAAAGCCACUCUUGUCUCGGCAGUGGACGUGUACGAAGAAGAGGAGUCAGAGCUACUUAUUUCCUUUAAUCACCAAUCAAUAUUUAAAAGGCUGACAGGAGAGCAAUCCUCGAACUUUUCAUUCCAGUGGAACUCGGCUCCAAAUUCAGUUGUGUGUGCAUUUCCCUAUUUGCUGGCUUUCACAACGAACACCAUCGAAAUACGUCUUGUUGUCAACGCAAACUUGGUGCACACGCUCGUGUUACCCAAAGUCUCCCUCAUUUCAGCAAAGGCGGACAUAUACUUCAGCGCGUCGCCACCCAAAUCAUCGAACUCAACAACUCAAGCAACCGGAGGCGUUCAAACGCCAUCUCCCAGCAACACACAGGAAAAAACUUCGUUGUAUAAAAUAUCAACAAUUUCCCUAAUGGGACAGUUUCUUGAUCCACCUCUUACGCGUAAAGCAAUGGAUGAUGUUACCAUGGCACCAAGAAUUGCUCUCAACUCCAGUGACGAGGAAAUCACCAUAGCAAGGCAGUGCAGUGAUUUUUCGCUCGAGUCACGUGACACUUUUGACAAAGAUUUUCCCAUAAAAGAACCCGUGGGUAGAACUGCCUCGUGUCCACAGUCACGAAAAGUGUCGAACCCUUCUGAUCCGCGGGGUGCCGUCAAAUACUCGACGAGUAGCAUGACAUGGACCACAGUGUGAGAGUAGUUCUGGUUUUGAUAGAGUAGAAAAUGUAUAGUAACAUAAGAAUCACCUUCCCCCCCUUCCCCGUCCGUGCCUUUUUGCUUUUGUCAAAAAAGGUUCAACCCAUGAAGAAAGCAUCCAUAUAGCUUUAUCCUUUGUCACACUGAUGCGCCAUUUAAAUGUCAAAAUGUUCUCAAAGAAAAUUUCCAAUGCAUUGCGAAAAAAAUGUGAAAGUUUCAGAUCGGAUAUGAGCCGCACAGGUGCGUAUUUAAAGUUUCCUAACAUGAAUAGAUUCUUAAUUGGAUUGUAGAGAACUAUCAUACAGAGAAUAAUCCAAACAUUCCGAGUUCAGUUUAGUCCAUUUUCGUGCUAUCGACAAUGGUUUUCGUCAGGUAGUGAUAGAUUCUUAAUGUUAAACACAGAUUUUCACCGGCAUUUCUUCCAAACUUUCUCAUGACACCCUUGCCGCAAAGUAUGGUUUUCAUAAUACUUUGUAGAUGGUUACAAAUCUUCCACACCAGUAGUUUUAGUGUGUAACAGUCAGUAGUCUUCGUGUUAGUGGUCCGUACUUGCUGGACCGGGCCGGUACCCGCCUGGUUGUUCAAUGGAUGGAAUAGUCAAUCAUCUCCCUUCCCCCCCCUCUCCUCCGUUCCUCCCCCUAAAAAGAUAUAAUUAGUUUCUGAGGUUUUCCUGUCGAAAGUCGCUCACAGUGAGUGAUUUAAAGGGUUGAUAACGGUUCCUGUCCUAUGAACAUUUAGAGGCCAGCAAUAUUUGGCGAUCGUUUUCCCGUGGUGUACAAGAUUCACCUCAACGAUUGUUGUAAAAAUGCAAUUGGAACCCGCCCAAACCAACCAUAACUAAGCAGCUAAACCUCUCUUGUGGUCGUAGCAAUUGUCAUCAAACAGUGCGCCAGUUUCAGUUGUGUAGUGCUGCAUCUGAAGUAAAUAUAACUCUUCCAUAAGUUGUGAAAACAAUGUUUGAUUUGAAAAGAACAAGGUAUUUCGUAAAUAAGGUUGUGCUUAUUCAUCUUGGUAAAGUACAAUAAUAACAAAGUAUUAUCGUUCAUCUCGCGAUAAAGUCACUUGUGAUGUGGAUCGCGAUCCACAUCACAAGUGACUACAUCGUGACACAAACAAUAAUAAUUCAUUAUUAACAGGAUAUUUAUUAGUGAACGAUUCUAUUUAAAAAUGUAUUUUCUAUGAAACUAGUGUUUGCCUUGAUGUUAUACGCACGUUAGCGGACACUUAAUUCUAAUCUGAUAGAAUUGUUUUAUUAUAAUCAAAAGAAGUCAUUAAAUAGAAGUUAUAUUGAAUAUUAGAAUUAAAACAAGUUUAUUAUGGAAGGAGGCUGCUG
This is a messenger RNA of Stylophora pistillata, 4972 nucleotides long. RefSeq names its product GTPase-activating Rap/Ran-GAP domain-like protein 3. The record is from RefSeq and is a predicted model, not a curated record. Lineage: Eukaryota; Metazoa; Cnidaria; Anthozoa; Scleractinia; Pocilloporidae. Gene Ontology annotation, biological process: regulation of small GTPase mediated signal transduction. Gene Ontology annotation, molecular function: GTPase activator activity.